AUGAAGGGGCUUAAUGGAUCAAGUGAAGCGAGAGAAGACGCCAGUCACGACAUGGAGAGCGAGAAGAUGGAACUCCUGAGGCUUAAGCAAGAAAAUAUGAAGCUCACUGGAGAGAUAGUGAUAUUGCGGCAGAACAUGAUUGCAUUGGAAAAGCAGAACUUUGCAAUGAAGGAGCAAAAGAGCCGAGCAGCCUUGGACGAUCUGAGGAGAGCGGAGAAACUAAAGAAGGAGGUAGAUGUCCUCAGGAUUGAGAGCAGAAUAAGAGAGAACCAGUCUAGAGUGUUCAAAAGACACAAGGGGAAUGCGGAAAUAGAUGUGAAGUGGGCACUUGCGAAAUCAGGCUGUGGAAUAGGGUUCUCCCUACUUCCGUUUGAGUUUGGCAGGCUCAAGUUCUUAAAGGACUUCUUCUACUCUGAGUUCUGCCAGCUAGACUCCUCGUCUGUGAUCAGGGAGAUGAGCAAGAAAAUAUCGAGAUUCAAGGAGUUUCUAGACUUCUACAUAUUGUUUAGUUGCAAAGCAGAAGUCUUCAAGGAGUUUUUUUGCAUGGUGCUCAUGAACCCGCUGUUCCCGGAGGAAAAGAUAAAGCUAUUCAAUACCUUGCCGUUGGACUGGCUGCUCAACUUCAACGACGAGGAGGUUAUCUCCCUUGUCAAAGAAUACAUAGAUAAGAACUACAUGAAGAUGGCUUACUUCUUGCUGAGAGUGGCUGAAGAGAGGCCGUUUCUUUUGAAUAUCCUCAUUGGCAAAGAAAUGUUUUCUGAGCUGGCUAGAAUGGACUCGAGAGUCGGGAAGAGGCUUGUAUCUGAGAUAUGCAAGAAGGGGGGCCUGUCUCUCGUUGACCACACAAACAUCCAUUAUAUUUCGCAAGAAAAUCUAAAGGUCCUGUAUAAAGAUCUGUACUUUGAGGUUUAUUUUGACUCUUGGUAG
Messenger RNA from Encephalitozoon hellem ATCC 50504, 927 nucleotides. RefSeq lists its product as uncharacterized. The record is from RefSeq and is a predicted model, not a curated record. Lineage: Eukaryota; Fungi; Microsporidia; Unikaryonidae. The transcript has a single exon. The coding region runs from base 1 to 927 and encodes 308 amino acids.